AUUAAAAAAAAAAAAAGGUGUGGAAAUAAAUAAAUAAUAAAAGAAAAAGGGUUUGUAAAAGAAUUGCUCUCACGAGCUAAAACAGUGGCUGUACCUGCGCGCUCUGGAAGGAAGCUUUUCCAUUUUUCUUUGCCGGCCGCCAUGGAUUCCGCUGUCUCCGCUGCCGUCAAGCUCUCCUUCAUCGUCUCUUCUCUCCUUCUUUCCUUUCACAUUUCCUCUGCCGCGCCGGAAUAUUCGAAGCCUCGGUUGUCGUCUAUUUCCUCUAAUUCCUCCGGCCAGAUUAACUCCAACUCGGUCCUCGUCGCUCUACUGGACUCGCAUUACACGGAGCUUGCGGAGCUAAUCGAGAAGGCUCUUUUGCUGCAGAUUCUUGAAGAUGCUGUUGGAAAUCAUAAUCUCACCAUUUUCGCGCCGCGAAAUGAAGCGCUGGAGCGCGAUCUUGACCCCGAGUUCAAGCGGUUUCUUCUCGAGCCGCGUAAUUUGAAGUCGCUUCAGACGUUGUUGACGUUUCAUGUCAUUCCGACUCGGAUUGGAUUGGGCGAGUGGCCGACUCACAAUGAGACGACUCGCCAUCAGACGCUGUCGAAUCAUGUCCUCCGAUUGACGAGCCACCGCACGGGUGAACGAACCGUCGAUCUCGCUAAGGUCAUUCAACCUGACGCCAUUACUCGGCCCGACGGUGUCAUCCACGGGAUCGAACGGCUUCUCAUUCCUCAGUCUGUACAAGAUGAUUUCAACCGCCGACGUAAUCUCCUGGCUAUAACUGCUGUGAAACCGGAAGGAGCGCCGGAAGUCGAUCCGAGGACUCACCGCUUGAAGAAACCGGCUCCACCGGCCGAACCGGGGUCUCCCCCGGCACUCCCAAUCUACGACGCAAUGGCUCCAGGACCGUCGUUGGCUCCGGCUCCGGCGCCUGGACCAGGCGGACCUCACCACCACUUCAACGGGGAACGUCAAGUGAAAGAUUUCAUUCACACUCUUCUUCACUACGGCGGUUACAACGAAAUGGCGGACAUAUUAGUGAAUCUAACGUCCUUAGCCACGGAAAUGGGGAGGUUAGUUUCAGAAGGCUAUGUAUUAACCGUUUUGGCGCCGAACGACGAAGCGAUGGCGAAACUUACUACAGACCAACUGAGCGAGCCUGGAGCACCGGAGCAAAUCAUGUACUACCAUUUGAUUCCGGAGUAUCAGACGGAAGAGAGUAUGUACAAUGCCGUUCGCCGAUUUGGAAAAGUCCGAUACGACACCUUGAGACUGCCGCAUAAGGUUGUUGCGCAAGAGGCCGACGGUUCGGUCAAGUUCGGUCAGGGAGAUGGCUCAGCGUAUUUGUUCGACCCUGACAUUUACACCGACGGCCGUAUCUCAGUGCAGGGGAUCGACGGGGUUCUAUUCCCGCCGGAGGAGACGGAGGCAAAACUGUCGGCAAAAACAGUUCAACACGUGAAAGUAGUUUCCAAGCCAAGGAGAGGGAAAUUGCUUGAAGUGGCUUGUCGGAUGCUAGGAGCCUUUGGCCAGGAUUCUCAUUUCACAACUUGUCAAUGAACAGUUUUCGCCGACGAUUCUCGAAGAGACAGGUUUCUUUUUGUUUAUUCAUUUCUUGCUUUCUCAUAAUUUAUCUGCAAGUGUGCGUAGAGCUUCUUGUUUUGGUCGGUUUGAUGAUACUUUCUACCAAUCAUGCCUGCAUACUAUCCAUUUCCUCUUUAUGUUGUACGCUAUUUUCAAAACAAUUUUAAAAUUCGAACAAAGACGGGUUAGAAAAGA
Messenger RNA from Cucurbita pepo subsp. pepo (vegetable marrow), 1761 nucleotides. Lineage: Eukaryota; Viridiplantae; Streptophyta; Magnoliopsida; Cucurbitales; Cucurbitaceae. The record is from RefSeq and is a predicted model, not a curated record.